Prionailurus viverrinus (fishing cat) is the source of this 2720-nucleotide messenger RNA. RefSeq names its product potassium voltage-gated channel subfamily A member 1 (gene KCNA1). Lineage: Eukaryota; Metazoa; Chordata; Mammalia; Carnivora; Felidae. Gene Ontology annotation, biological process: protein homooligomerization; potassium ion transmembrane transport. The transcript has a single exon. Gene Ontology annotation, molecular function: delayed rectifier potassium channel activity; protein binding. Bases 1 to 1488 code for a protein of 495 amino acids. Gene Ontology annotation, cellular component: paranode region of axon; membrane; juxtaparanode region of axon. The record is from RefSeq and is a predicted model, not a curated record.
AUGACGGUGAUGUCCGGAGAGAACGUGGACGAGGCUUCGGCCGCCCCGGGCCACCCCCAGGAAGGCAGCUACCCCCGGCCGGCGGAGCACGAUGACCACGAGUGCUGCGAGCGCGUGGUGAUCAACAUCUCCGGGCUGCGCUUCGAAACGCAGCUCAAGACCCUGGCGCAGUUCCCCAACACACUGCUGGGCAAUCCUAAGAAACGCAUGCGCUACUUCGACCCCCUGAGGAACGAGUACUUCUUCGACCGCAACCGGCCGAGCUUCGACGCCAUCCUCUACUACUACCAGUCGGGAGGCCGCCUGCGGAGGCCGGUCAACGUGCCCCUGGACAUGUUCUCCGAGGAGAUCAAAUUUUACGAGCUGGGCGAGGAGGCCAUGGAGAAGUUCCGGGAGGACGAGGGCUUCAUCAAGGAGGAGGAGCGCCCCCUGCCCGAGAAGGAAUACCAGCGCCAGGUGUGGCUGCUCUUCGAGUACCCUGAGAGCUCGGGGCCCGCCCGGGUCAUCGCCAUCGUCUCCGUCAUGGUCAUUCUCAUCUCCAUCGUCAUCUUUUGCCUGGAGACUCUACCUGAGCUGAAGGAUGACAAGGACUUCACAGGCACCGUGCACCGCAUCGACAACACUACGGUGAUCUACAAUUCCAACAUCUUCACGGACCCCUUCUUCAUCGUGGAAACCCUAUGCAUCAUCUGGUUCUCCUUUGAGCUGGUGGUGCGCUUCUUCGCCUGCCCCAGCAAGACAGACUUCUUCAAAAACAUCAUGAACUUCAUCGACAUUGUGGCCAUCAUCCCUUAUUUCAUCACCCUAGGCACCGAGAUAGCCGAGCAGGAGGGAAACCAGAAGGGCGAGCAGGCCACUUCGCUGGCCAUCCUCAGGGUCAUCCGGUUGGUAAGGGUUUUUAGAAUCUUCAAACUCUCCCGCCACUCUAAGGGCCUCCAGAUUCUGGGCCAGACCCUCAAAGCUAGUAUGAGAGAGCUAGGGCUGCUCAUCUUUUUCCUCUUCAUUGGGGUCAUACUGUUUUCUAGUGCAGUGUAUUUUGCCGAGGCGGAAGAAGCUGAGUCGCACUUCUCCAGUAUCCCCGAUGCUUUCUGGUGGGCGGUGGUGUCCAUGACCACUGUAGGAUACGGUGACAUGUACCCUGUGACAAUUGGAGGCAAGAUCGUGGGCUCCUUGUGUGCCAUCGCUGGUGUGCUGACAAUUGCCCUGCCCGUACCUGUCAUUGUGUCCAAUUUCAACUAUUUCUACCACCGAGAAACUGAGGGGGAAGAGCAGGCUCAGUUGCUCCACGUUAGCUCCCCUAAUUUAGCCUCUGACAGUGACCUCAGUCGGCGCAGUUCCUCUACUAUCAGCAAAUCUGAGUACAUGGAGAUCGAAGAGGAUAUGAAUAAUAGCAUAGCCCAUUACAGACAGGCCAAUAUCAGAACUGGCAAUUGCACCACAGCUAACCAAAACUGCGUUAAUAAGAGCAAGCUACUCACCGAUGUUUAAAAAGCCAAUCAAACUAAAAAAAAGCCCCACUUAGCAGCUUGAAAGACUUAAAAAAAAAAAAAACAAAAAACAGAACAAAAACCUAGUGACCCACGUCACUGUUUGUAGAUACUUUACUAAAUAGCCUUUGAAUGCUCUGUUUAACUGUCAAUGCAUUGUUGCAUUGAGGAUGGGGGGGAUGGUGAACCAGAAGCUUUCAAGAUUCAUGCAAAAAGAAACUAUUUUCAUUUUAUUAAAAAAUGGGAAAAGAAAGUGUAUUUUCUAAAACUGGUUUAAAACAAUUCAGUCCAUGAGCUAGUCUAGGUAAAAUAAGAUUCAUAUGCUUACCCAUACUGAAACAUUUUUAAUCCUUUGGCUUCUUUAACUUUUUUCUUUCACUAAAAACCAGACGAUCACUUAGAAAUAUAAAAUUUAAAUUUGCAUGGGACUCCAUUAUAAAACUUUUGCAAACUGCACAGCACAUUUAAGACAGUGCAUCUGAUGUAUUAUAUGUAACAUGAUAUACCAGCCAAAAGGGGCAAUGAACAAAUGUAUUUGUGUUGAUCAUCCCAACCGUAUAUUACAAGGUGAAAACCCCCACAAGUGCACAUACAUGCACGCAAAAUUAUUUAAGACUGGUUCAUAAAGCACCUUAUACAUCUAAUACUGGUCCUGGUCUGCAGGGAUUUUCCCUCUGCCCCAUUUCCCCUGCUCAUCCAUACUAUUCUCUAAGAAAAAAGAAAACUGAAGUAAAUUAACUGAUUCGUCUGCAGUGCUGCUAAAUUUCUCAACUGCAGGUGAGCCAAACACAGGUCUUUUCUCACCAGUCCUGCACCCUGACCCCUGGCCUCCAGAACUGGAUGUAAAAUCUUAGCCUCCUUAUUGCAAGAGAGCACAAAUGGAACUAAAUGUAAGCAUGUUUGAAUCUGAUCAUAUUUAUUUUAUAAUCGCAUGCCAAGAACGUUAACUCAGACAAUAGGGGAUAAGCUUACGUUGGGAUCAACUCUUCUAAAAAUAGAUCCUUUUUUCAUUUGCAUUCACCGAAAGUGCACUCCUUCAUUUAUUAACUAUUUUAUUAGUAAAUAAAGUACUGUAUUUAAGUGCAUAUGUUAGUCAGAUGGGAACAAUAACUUUUUGGAGCUCAAAGCAUGUUCUCUUAUUCAGCAUUAUGGCCUAUUUGAUUAAGGUGUACCUUGAAUUAAUUAAUGCAUGAUUUCAGUAAAAAAAAAAAUUAAAUCAUAAAAAUUAAAAGU